Rhodamnia argentea is the source of this 900-nucleotide messenger RNA. RefSeq lists its product as uncharacterized. NCBI's taxonomy places the organism in Eukaryota, Viridiplantae, Streptophyta, Magnoliopsida, Myrtales, Myrtaceae. Bases 195 to 686 code for a protein of 163 amino acids. The transcript is spliced from 2 exons. The record is from RefSeq and is a predicted model, not a curated record.
CUGGACAUUCUUUUAUGUUUUCAACAAAGCAAGAAAAAUCAAGAAAAUUCGUGGUUGGAUAAAGCAUCGCUUCGUUCAAGCUUCUUCUAGAUUCUUUAGCUAUACUGGCUCCAGAUUCCUCUCUUCGCUUAGAUAAAACGAUGAUUCUUGGUUCUUGAUCUCCCUGCGACUGCGAAACAGUUCUCGGUUUCAUCAUGGUUUCUCGAUCCAAGAACUUGUUGCAAUCGCUCUCCAGCCGCUUGAAUCGGACUGCCGGCUUCACCACCUCGACAACGCCGAAAAUGCGAGCUCACGCGGUGCCAAUCAACAAGAGCGAGCUUGACCAAGUGAGGAAGCGGAUGAAGAAGGGGGACUUCGUGCCGGUCUGCGUGGCCCUAGGGAUGAUCGCCGUCUCCACCUCGUUGGGGCUCUACACGGCGGUGGGGGAACUGAAGGACUCCCCGACGGUGCGGGUGAGGAAGUCGAGGAGGGAGACGGUGCCGGAGGUGGUGGAGCCAGAGGUGGUGGUGGAGGAGGCGGAGAGGUUCAUGACCAGGUCUCUGUUCCGGAAGAUCGCGCACCUUCAGGAGUUUGAUGCCGGCGAUUCCACUGUCAGCCCCAACUCAUCGCCGGACUCCAAUAAGGACUUCUCCGGUGGAGUUCGAAGGGCUCCUCAUGUCGAGAGUCUUAAAUCAGUAGGGGUUUGAGGACUCGAGCUGGUCGGAUGCGGUGGUCGUGCUACGUAUAUGUAAGAAUGACGCAACAGUAGCAUGACAUAUACUAUGGUAUGUGUAAUUCCAUACUUGUGGUACCGAUUAAGGCAUUUUAAAUAGAACGUCCAUAGUCAUGCUGAUCGACCAGUUCUGUACAUAUUUCCUCUUUUGCUAGUGGUUUAAUGUUGAAGUGAAGUUGUGUUCUGCU